Molecule: messenger RNA, 1245 nt
Organism: Gamsiella multidivaricata
Lineage: Eukaryota; Fungi; Mortierellomycota; Mortierellomycetes; Mortierellales; Mortierellaceae
Exons: 1
Coding region: 1-1245 (414 amino acids)
Source: RefSeq, a predicted model, not a curated record
AUGGGCGCCUCGCUGAUCGCCACAGCCAUCAAUUUCGACACCCUCUUCGGAGCUCUGCUCGUAGGAGCAUCCCUCAUUCUUACCAUGCACUCCCUCGCCAGGAUGAUCUUCUUGAAACGAACUGCUUCCAAAUACCAUCUCUUCCCUAUCAUCAACGUCGCCCAAUUUGUCAACGAAAUCUGCGUCUUCUUCCUCAUUACCGCCGCCUUUGAUACAAUCUCCUUCCGGACCGCACUCUGGCUCAAUGUCAUCAACAACGUUGCCUACUUUAUCACCAAACCUAUCACCAUGUAUCUCGCUUACCUCCGGUGCUCUGCCGUCUUUCCUGCCUUCCGGAAGCUCAACUGGCUGCAUUACUUCCUCAUUGGCUUCCGAGCUCUCGAGUUGUUUGUAAUCGUCAUCGUCAACAUUAUCCAGAACCAACUCUGUGACGGAUCUGUCGACAAGGGAACACGGUGUGCGCCUUUGGCGAUCGCAUGGACGUUCCGCGAUGCUGGUGCACCAGUCUUCCGAUUCUAUUACAUCAUCUGUGAGGGCAUCUUUUACUAUAAGCUGUUCACCACGCUCAAGGGAAUGAGCUCCGGCAAGAAUAUCGAGCUGAUGCAGUACCGUCGGCUCCAGACCUCCCUGUUUACGGUCGAUCUGAUCCUCCUCAUUUUUAUGUCUAUCUACCGCAUCAUCGGUAUCUUCAACACGCACCUGCCCACAUACGUCUACUACGAACUCUUCUCCUCGACGUUGACCAUCUUUACCCUCACCGAGUUUGGUCUCAACAUCCGUAUGCUCUUCAAUUCGGUCAGCGGAGACGGCCGAACCAAUUCGGACGUGGUGAGCGAUGGGCUGCGCGGACCCGAUGGCAUGCAUUCUAGUAAGCUGGAGAUGGGUGCGGUCUCGUCGAAUCGACCCCGUCCCCUGACCAACAAUUCGACUUCUCCUCUGGCCAGUAACGCCGCCGGCUUUGGCAACGGCAGCGAGAUUGAUAUUUCGACCUCGGCGCACCAUCAGAACUAUACUUUAUACGGUUCGCAUCCCCAUUCUAACGACUGGCGCUACCCAUUCUCGGCGAAUGACCCUGCUGUGCAGUUCUAUGACAGCGUAGAGAACCUUCAUGAAAAGCAGGAGCCGACUCAGCGUCCUAGUCUGAGUUUCUCGAUACCCGAGCGAACACCUGCUGUCCCUGAUCGCACAUUGACCGUGCCGCUACGUUCUUCGGCGCGCCAUCGACUUGAGAGCGGCCGAAGAUAG